AGGUUAUCAGAGUUAUCAGCCUACUGUAAAUCAGGAUGUAUGAGACGGAGAAAAACAACCUGCGGAAUUUUAACAACCAUAUCGUUGCUAUUUUGCGACCGUCUUACAUCACGGAGUUCAUGAACACGUACUUAUCUGCAGAGUGUGUGGAGCGUAUCCUGUCGGAGGAGGUCAUCUCCGUAACCACGGCAGCGGAGCGUCUUCUGCAGAGUGUUUGUGAGCUGGAGACCCAGGGAUGGUUCCAAGGCUUCAAAGACACACUGUUUGCCUCAGGUUACCGUGGUCUGAGCAGGGCUCUGAGCGAGUGGGACUUCGGGCCCCUGGAGAGCCUGGUUGAGGCUCGGGCCCUGCUGGACCGGGUGGAGCCAGGACUGACGUCACACAUCAAACCCAGCGAGCUGCUGCCUCACCUGGUGCCCUGCCUGCUGCCACGCCAGGGGGAGGAGAUAUGUGCUAUGGAGGCCCAGCGUGGGUGUACUGCAGCAGGCCGCUGUCUGAUUGGCUGUCUGAAGAGGAGUGAUUGUGACACGUGGUUCAAGCAGCUGAAGAUGGCGCUGGAGGAGUGUGAGUUCACCCUCGCUCUGGACCAGCUGGCAGGGCACGCAGAGUCUGCUGUUGAUGUCGAUGAUGACGCCAUGGAGACCGAGGAUGGGAAGCUGGGUGAAACCAUGACGACGGUGUCCAUUCAGUACCGGGGAGGGAGUGAGGAUGAGGAGGAUGAAGGAGCUCCACCUGAGCGGCUCCCUGAAGCCCCGCCCCCCUCUGCAGGAGAGGCAGGUGUCAGUAGUGGGCAGGGCCAGUGUGGAGGAGGAGCAGGAGGAGGGGGAGGAGAGAAGAAGCUGAGAAUGUACCAGGCAGAGCUGGCUGAACAUGCUAUGAGAGGAGAGAACACCAUCAUCUGUGCCCCUACUGGUUGUGGGAAGACAGUGGUUGCCUUGGCAAUCUGUGAGCAUCACCUCAAGGUCAAGGGUGAGGGGGCGAAGGUCGUGUUCAUGGCAACCAAGGUGGAUGUGUACGAGCAGCAGUACAAACUGUUUCAACAGCACUUCCAGCACAAGAACCCAGACAUCAGGGUGACAGGUCAGUGUGGGUACCAGGACGCCAUGAACAUGCAGCUGGUGCUGGACAGCCAUGAUGUGAUCGUGCUCACCCCCCAGAUCCUGGUGAACGCCCUGGCCCGGAGAGAGCUGCCCUCCCUGGCCUCCCUCUCUCUCCUCAUCCUGGACGAGUGUCACAACACCACGGGGAAACACCCCUACAACGUCCUCAUGGCCUCCUACCUGGACACCAAGCUGUCCUCAAGAGGGCCCACUCUGCCUCAGGUGGUGGGUCUGACUGCGUCGCUGGGCGUGGGGGUGUUCAGGGACCUGGACGGGGCGCAGAGCAACAUCCUGCAGCUGUGCUCCAGCCUGGACGUCCAGCACAUCUCCACCGUGCACUCACACACUGAGGAGCUACGCUCUCACGUGUACACGCCUGAGAAAGACUUCUUCCUGGUGGAGCAGAGAGAGAGUAACUCCUUCCGCAGGAUCAUCCAUGACAUCAUGAUGAAGAUCGAGACGCUGGCCAAGUCUGUCUACAACAUAGACUCCCUGUCGAACAUCGUGAACAGGGACUACGGCAGUCAGAAGUAUGAGCAGUGGAUUGUGGAGGUGCAGAACAAGUGCAGGGUUCUGAGGAUGAAGGAGGAUGAGGAGGAGGAGAGGAGGAUCUGCAGAGCCCUCAACAACUACACAGAGCACCUCCGGACGUAUAAUGAUGCUCUGAUCAUCAACGAAGACGCGCGGACCCAGGAUGCUCUGGACUUCCUGUCCCUUCAUCGAGGACAAGAGGACGCAGGAAAUGACAUAAUCGAGAGGGAGCUGACCAACUUGUUUGAUGGCCAGCUGGUGCACAUGCGUGCUCUGGCCAGCGGGGGGCAGAGUGAGAACCCCAAGCUGAUGGAGCUGCAGUUCAUCCUGCUGGAAGCACACAGGAACGAACAGCACACCCGCACCGUGCUGUUCGUCCAGACCAGGGCCCUGGCACACGCUAUGAAGAGGUGGAUCGAGGACACCGAAAAUCUCAGCUUCCUGCAGCCGCUGGUUCUGAUUGGCCGAGGACGCAAGAAUCAGCUAACGGGUUCAGGUUUCACAUGACCCUCACCCUCUAUGAAGGGUGUCCUGGAGAAGUUCAAGAGUUCAACCAAUCAGAGCCGUCUCCUGAUUGCCACCUCUGUAGCUGACGAGGGUGUGGAUAUCCCACAAUGCAACCUGGUCCUCAUGUACGAGUACGUGGGCAACGUGGUCAAGAUGGUCCAAGUCAGAGGCCGUGGCAGGGCCCAGGGCAGCAGGUGUUACCUGGUGACCAGUCAGAAGGAGAGAGUAGAGAAGGAGAAGCUCAACAUGCAGAAGGAGAAGCUGGUGGAGCAGGCUGUGAGGAACCUGCAGAACACACACCCUGACAUUCUGAGGAACAAGACAUGCGCGGGCGUCGUGAGAGAGCAGGAGAGGAGACCAGAGAGAGAGAGGACAUCUGGAAGCUUCCAGCUGCUCUGCUCCAAGUGUAAAACACCUGCCUGCUACCUAGAGGACGUCAGGAUACUGAUGGGUGCUCACCACAUCGUUCUGGAUCGUUCCAUGUUCUCACGGGCGCUGGUGGAGCCCCACCCCAAGCCCAAGACGUACGACGGCGUGAACAUGAACAAGAAGCUGUUCUGUGGAGCGCAGGGUUGCCGGCACGACUGGGGCGUCUUAGCAACCUGCUUCAACAUCCAGAACCUGCCUGUCAUCAAGGUGGACAGCUUUGUGGUGAAGGACUGUGAUACUGGGCAACAGCAUUACUACAGGAAGUGGAAGGACGUUCCAGUUGCUAUGGCAACCUUUGAAGUGACCGAAAUGCCUGACAACUGGGGCCACUGUGAGUGUGGUGUGUGUUGUGUACUGUGUGUGUGUGUGUUGUUGUGUACUGUGUGUGUGUGUGUUGUCUAGUGUGUGUACUGUAUG
Osmerus eperlanus (European smelt) is the source of this 2984-nucleotide messenger RNA. RefSeq names its product RNA sensor RIG-I (gene rigi). NCBI's taxonomy places the organism in Eukaryota, Metazoa, Chordata, Actinopteri, Osmeriformes, Osmeridae. Gene Ontology annotation, molecular function: ATP binding; zinc ion binding; single-stranded RNA binding. Gene Ontology annotation, biological process: cytoplasmic pattern recognition receptor signaling pathway; antiviral innate immune response. Gene Ontology annotation, cellular component: cytoplasm. The record is from RefSeq and is a predicted model, not a curated record.